Molecule: messenger RNA, 2290 nt
Organism: Bacillus rossius redtenbacheri
Lineage: Eukaryota; Metazoa; Arthropoda; Insecta; Phasmatodea; Bacillidae
Exons: 12
Coding region: 354-2063 (569 amino acids)
Source: RefSeq, a predicted model, not a curated record
AACAACAAAAGUUUUCAUGCUCCGAAAUGAGAGUAAAUUUCAGUACUGUGAUCUAUAUUUGAUAUUAUUUCUAAUUUUAAGUCAAUUAAAAUUGUAAUUAACGUUUUACUAUUAGCAACAGUGAAGUAAUAUUAUUGGACAUUUAAUUUAAUUAAGUUUUAUUUUUUAUGUUGGCAGUACUGGUUAUUAUGUAGAUUCAAGAAUAAAACGCGGGCAAUUCUCGAGUCAAAUGACAACACGAAUCUCAAGAGAAUAUUCUUAUAUACUCCUUGCUAGAGAGGAACUUUAGUUUUGGUUAAUAUAUUUUAUCCUCAUCGCCAUAAGUUCACGAUUAUUUGUGAGGUGCAGUAAGAAUGGAAAAAUUAACAUUUAGCAAUUUGCUGCAGCUGUUUGAAGAAAAACCUCCAGAUCGUGCUGUUCGGCGCAUUCUAAGUUUGGGUACUUUGAAUUUGCAGAAAAAAGAUUUUGUGUGUUUGUUGUCAUAUUUGCUGGAAAUUAUCCACCCAAAAGGAUAUGAAAAGCUGCCAAAUGCAAACAUCUCAAAAUCUGAAGAACGCCGUUUUCGUGGGAGUAUAUGUACGCUAUUGUCAGAAAUUUCAGAGAUGUACCCUGAAGCUCCCCCGUUGCCUAAUGUUCUGCCAUCACACUUGAUUCAGCCAAUCGGAGAAAAUAUCACGUGCUUGUUGUGGAAGUUAUCGAUGAUUGCGCUAAUUGCUGUUCUUCAAAAGAAUCAUGACAUCGAAGUGGAAAAAUAUCCAGCCGGGGACCAUGUUCCAAGAACUGUAUGUAACUACUUCAAACAUCUGGCAGUCGAAAAUGAAGCAGCAGUCGAUAACUGCGUACAAGAAAAAGAAGCUUUAGUUAAAAUGUUUGUGGAUGAAAAAAGGGACUUGCGUGCAACAAUUGAUGGUAUCAAGCAAGAAACAGAGGUCCUUAGAGGAAUCCUCAAGGAUGCUGUUGGCAGCCUGGACCUUGAUGGAACCUUCAAGAUUCAGCUGGCCGACUUGAAUACACAGCCUGAAAUCGCAGGCAUUCAAGCCAGCUUGGAUGAGCGUUUCAGGGUGUUCGAGGCAGUCUUAAACAAUUUGGAGUCAUGCCCUGGACUGGCUGAAGAUUGUCGGAUGUUACUGGAGUAUCACGAAUGCCAAAAAGUUACCCCUGUGUACCUUUGUGGGGAUGGGCUACUCCAGAAGUUUCCACACAUGAAUAGAUUUAAGAAUGACGAAUUUUCUCUGAAGAAAAUUCUGGAACACCUUUCAGAGAAAUUAGAAAUAUUCCUUAAAGACAUGGCAUGCUUCAAAACGCUUUAUGAAGAACACGAAGUAGAAGCGUUGUCACUUCUGGAGGUUCAUGCCCAAGAGGUUGCGGCAUGCAGGACACAGCUUGAACAUGUUGCGGAAGUGUACAGGGAUAAGUAUUGGGCGAUGAUGGUCCCCUCUCUGCGAUGGCGAGAGGAAGCGUCUGUGCAAGAGCCAUAUUUUGAACUAUGCAAAACUGUGAGCGAGCUUGCCUGUCUACCAACAUCAAAUCUUAAACUAUCUCCAAGAAAAAAAAUGGAACAUGUACAGACCAAAUUCAAGAAAGAUUGGUUCGGACGGCCAGACGUGCAGUGUGCUUCACCUAACUACAUGUACUUCUUCAAGUCCAAAGAUACCACUGCAGGAAGAAGCGAGGACUUCAAGCUGCCAAUGUCCAGCCGGGCGGGGGAUCUGGAUGAGAGGCUCCCGUUCUCCACGAUAAAGAAACCGCAGGCACAGUUGAGCCUUAGAGCGCAUGAAAGAGUCAGACAUGCCAUCUUCUCGCCAGAUUCUCCGCUCAGAGUCGAAAGUGGGAAUGAUAGCUUUCCAGAAGUCAAAAUGUCCAAGAGUCUUGAAAAGGAAGUACGAAAAGUUUUGACACCAUCUGAUGCAGACUGUCUAGAUGCUUACACUACUACUCCUCCACAUAAAUAUCCAGAUACUUCAGAUGCUUCCGAUGGAAGUAUUGUUCAUUUGUCGCAAAUCAGCAUGCCAUUGCUCAAUCUCUCUGGUAGCAGUGAAGACUCUGACAGGCUGGAUUUUUAGAAUAAGUGGAAAUAACUGUUACACUUGUUAAAUAUUAUUUUGUGUGGAUGGUGACAUUUUUUUGUGAGUUCUGUACUUGUAAUAUUGCUCAUUAUGUCAUUGGUAAACACGAUUAAAAAUGAUUUGUUUAUUUUAACUUGGUUUGUUAAUUUUGUUCUUGAAAAUAAUAUGUGUAUGUAAAGUAUAUAAGUUAUAAUAAAAGUUGGUAAAAAAAUGUUGCAAUCCAA